Colossoma macropomum (tambaqui) is the source of this 1551-nucleotide messenger RNA. RefSeq names its product chemokine XC receptor 1-like. Gene Ontology annotation, biological process: chemotaxis; immune response; G protein-coupled receptor signaling pathway. Gene Ontology annotation, molecular function: chemokine receptor activity. Gene Ontology annotation, cellular component: membrane. Lineage: Eukaryota; Metazoa; Chordata; Actinopteri; Characiformes; Serrasalmidae. Bases 146 to 1156 code for a protein of 336 amino acids. The transcript has 2 exons. The record is from RefSeq and is a predicted model, not a curated record.
AUUCAUUGCUAUCUGGGUCAGAACAAACUCACAGAGAUGCUCCGCCUGUUAGAGCCUGCUACUAUUGUUCAGAACUGAAUCCCUGUUAGUUUCUGUUUCUCCGCGACUUCUCUCUGUGGCACAGACGAGCAUUUGGGAAAGAGAAAUGGAAAACUACACUACAGAAAACAACACUAUAGAAGAAUACGAAGACUAUUACUCAUAUCCUUCCAUGAAUAAUGAAACAUGUCCCCAGGAGGCUGAGAUCGAAUUUAACCCUACUGUACUUUUCAUAUUCAUCUCCAUUGUGGUUCUCCCCAGUCUCAUUGGUAACAUCCUGGUUCUGGUGAUCCUUGGACUCUACGAGAACCUCAAAUCACUGACCAACAUCUUCAUCCUUAACUUGGCUCUGUCUGACCUCAUCUUCAUUCUUGGACUUACAAUUUGGGCCUCUUACUUCAUCUGGAGAUGGACUUGCGUUGAUUUUAUGUGUAAAACUGUGAACUUUAUUUUCUCUGCUGGAUUUUAUAGCAGCAUUGUGUUCCUGACACUGAUGACUAUUAAGCGCUAUGUAGCAGUGGUCCAUCCUCUGUCUGACUGGAGCAGAUGGCAGAGUUUUACAGUGAUUCCCAUCAUUGCUUGGGUGGUGAGCUUUUUGGCAGCUUUGCCAGAGUUCAGCAUCAUAGGUGACCCAAUAUACCCUGACAUACUUUACUGUCAAUAUUUCACCAUUUCAGGCAUUCUUGGUGUCACAUAUGAGCAGAACAUUUUUUUGGUUGUUGCCUUUUCUGUCAUGAGCUUCUGCUUCAUAAGAAUUCUUCUGACCAUCAUCAAGGCCCAAACAAAGAAGAAACACAGGACUGUAAGACUCGUGUUCUGCAUGGUGGUGGUGUCCUUUGUAAACUGGGCUCCUUAUAACAUUGUGGUAUUUCUGCAGACUUUAACUCAUCAUCAGAUUGAGUUUUUUACACAAUGUAGUGUCUUUGCUCAUCUUAAAUAUGCAUAUCAUCUCUGCAGAUUACUCGCUAUUUCCCACUGCUGUGUUAAUCCAGUGAUUUACAUUUUCGCUAGUAAAAAAGCAAGGAAUCAUUUGAAGGCGCUUCUACAGAAGAUAUUCCAACGACAAACAAAUACAGAAUUCCAUCAGGCAGAAAUUCACUCUGACAGUUCACUGUGAAGAGGAUUGGGGACCCACAUCAUUCCUGUGCAGUUUUUAAGGGUCACCUUGCAUGACAAAGAAGGAAUGUAAAACUGAAGAGGCACAAUAUCCCAAUAUUUUAUUUUUAUAUUCCACACUAUGCAUGCCUUAAAUACCUUCAUUUAUAACAUUAUUCCUCACCAGUUCACCUUGCAACAAGCUGGUCACGCCCAUUUCACUUAUGCUAUGUAUCAUAAUCAUGAUGUUUUAAAUCACAUAUUAUAUUAUUAAGUAUGAUGCUUCUAUAAUGUCUGUACUAUGUUGAAAUUGUUUGGAGGCUGCGUUUUACGCACUGUGUGAUUUAGCAUUAACUUUCACUUUAAUGGCUUAUAUUCUGUCAUGUGCAAGUGAUCAUUAAAGAGUUGGCACAGCUA